Molecule: messenger RNA, 6016 nt
Organism: Polistes dominula (European paper wasp)
Lineage: Eukaryota; Metazoa; Arthropoda; Insecta; Hymenoptera; Vespidae
Product: A disintegrin and metalloproteinase with thrombospondin motifs 14
Biological process (GO): proteolysis; extracellular matrix organization
Cellular component (GO): extracellular matrix
Molecular function (GO): metalloendopeptidase activity
Source: RefSeq, a predicted model, not a curated record
AAACGUUCAAAGUGAAAUAACUUACGGAAAUAAUGAAAUUGGUCGUUUCCGUUGGAAAAUACAAGAUUCAUAUCACAAAGUUUCUCGGAAGAUAGACGAACUCAAAGUUUCACGAGAAAUUUACAUAAUUUUAGAUAUCUCUCGGUUGAAACAGUCAUUACGUGAAAGUAAAGUAAAUUUUCCAUAAAACUCGUAUUAAUGUAAAUUUCACUGAACAAUUUUGCUGUCACUUGCAGUGACAUCGUUUUUUUUUUUUUUCUUUUUCUUUUUCGAAAUACCUUAUUCAAUCUUACAAAGAUACGAAGUAGGUAUUUGUUCGAAAUUGUUAUCGUCCUAUUGUCCAUUGACGUAACAAUCUAAUUACCUGGAGUUAUCGUUAAAACAAUUCAAUUGAAAGUAUAGAAUUGGUUCGUGUCACAGGUGGUCGUCUUGGUAAGUUCGUAGUAGUCGACACUGUUGAAAGAGAAUUUAGUGGAAUUCGAUAAAUUUGAAAAGUGACACUUUGUCAGCAUUACAAGAGAAAGAGAGAAAGAGCAAGAGAGAAAGAGAGAGAGAGAGUAUUAUACGGUUGAACAUAAAGCCGCCAUUAUUAGAACUUGUGCUGGUUGCCAAGUACUUGACUGGCGUGCUUUUUCUAGCCCCGCAAAGCGAUGCGUUUGCGUUUGCCUUGCAUUCGUCGAUGCGACGAUGCGUUCUCGGCUGCUUCGCAGAAUAUCCGGCUCGUUCGUCUCUUCACUAUCUGGGGUUUUUUUUUUUCUUUCUUUUUCUUCUUCUUUUAUUUUCUCUCUUCUCUUCCUCCUCCUUCUCCUUCUGUUCCUCCUCGUCGUCCUCCUCCUCCUCCUCCUCCACUGUUUCUCAUGGGCGCGUGCUUUCGUCGUUUUCCUCGUCCAUGUGCUAGCCAGUUGCAACGCGUACGUACGGCCUACCAAACGAAACUGCACUUUUCAUUAGACCUUAAUUAGAAAGAAUUUUUUUUCUCUCUCUCGCUCAAUGUCGCGAGUCAAAGAUUCUGCUUUUUUUCUUCUUUUUUUUCUUUUUUUCAAUUAAACCAAUCCCAUAAUAUUUUCACGAGUGAUAUUUUUCCAUUGUAAUCGUUUGAAAAAUGAUACAUUUGUUUUCCGAAUUGACCUGAGUGAUCUUUAUUUAUUGUAUCCUCUCUCUCUCUCUCUCUCUCUCUCUCUCUCUUUCUUUCUUUGAGACAAUUUCAAAGAAGAAUGAUUUUACGCGUUUCAAAUUUGUUAAAUAUCAUCGUAUACGUCAUCAUGUAACAUCGUCGUAAUAAUUCUCAUACUUCAUAAAUUGUCAAUUCUUGUCAUAAUAGUCACAUUUGUGUAUUAACCAUCUGUAAAACUGAGCAACGAUAAAAUACAGAAUAUAUUCUUUCCAUCUCGUAGAAUUGUAGUUGUUGUAACGCGUUACGUUAAUAUAUUCUUCAAUGUAAUUCGCUUUAUUCAUAACAACCCACAGUAACUUGUACCAAAGUUUAACGAGUGUCGAGUGGUUAAAGUAGAGUAGUUGAAAUUAUUAAACGUUCGAGUGUGUUACCGAUUAAAACAUGAAGAACCUUUGGGUCCAGUAAAUAAAAAAAAAAACAAAACAAAACAAACAGAAAUAACAUAAAUUGUUAUUUGAUUACAUAUUAUUUCUCUCAUUGUUCAUUGUUCGUGGGUGUAAUUAUAUUUGUAGAAUUUUCAUCGUACGUUUUAUCGAGUGUGAGAUUACAGUUAGAGAUAGAAUUUAGUGUGUGAUAAAACAACCGUAGUGAAUUUAAUUAAUGCGACCAGGUUUGUAAGCAUGCCACAAUCGAAACUCACGAGUUUGCUAAUAACAACGUGGUUGUUCGCAACAGUGGCCACUAAAUCGCGAAUCGACGAGCUCGUCCAAACUUUAACCGAAUACGAGAUUAUAUAUCCGAGAAUAAUAACGUAUGAUUAUUCAUCUUCAAUAUUGCACGAUCAAAGAUUACCAUUGAUAAAUUAUUCGACAAAUACCACGAACGUGAUCAUUCAAAAUUGGACACUUGUAACAACGAUCAAUGAUCGAUUAACACUUACCAAUGAUCUAUUAGAUGAACACCAAAAUUUCAAUUGCAAUCUAAGAUAUGGUAUUAUAAAAAAUUAUGAAAAUUCAUCGUCAGUUGUUUUGACGAUUUGUUUCGAUGAAAUUUAUGCAUUUUUCAUCGUCAAUGAUAAAUCCUUCUUUGUGGAACCUUUGAACGAUGGUAAACAUAUCUUUUAUAAAUCGAAUAAUACCAAAUGGUGGUCAUCCAAACAACUAUCAAAAAAUUUUGGUCAAUCGAUCGAAAUUUUACCUUAUUUUUAUUACGAGAAGAAAGAAAAUCAAUUAAAUAGUUCAACAAGACGAUCAAAACGUGAUACUAAUGGAUAUUAUAAUUUAACUGGAGAUGUAUUCGACAUGGAAAAUUUUCAUUUAGAUGAUCUUGAGGAUAAUGAAAAAUUCUUGAAAAAAACUGACGAUGAUGUUAUGAUUGAACGAUUACCAUCUAAGAAUGAUCCCGAGGAUGUUGGUUAUUUUUCUAAUCCAUCUUGGAGCAGAAGCAAAGUACCGAAACGGAAACAAUUACCACCACGAUGGUUGGAGGUUGCGAUAGCUGCGGAUUAUUCCGUUAUCGAGUUUCAUGGUUCUCGUGUUGAACAAUACAUUCUUGCACUUCUCAAUAUUGUCAGUGCAGUUUUUAGAGAUCCUUCACUCGACUCGAAUAUGGUUCUCGUGGUUGCUCGGGUAAUCCUUUAUGCGGAUAAGAGAGAUAGUUUGGUUCAAGAUGGUAACUCGAGAAAAUCUUUGGAGAAUGUCAACAAGUGGAAUCGCAAACUCUUAUCCUUAUCUAAGGAUAGUCACGAUAUAGCAAUAUGGUUAACUCGAUUAGAUAUUGGUGGUCCAUCAGGAUACGCCCCUGUAUCGGGAGUUUGCGAUCCUUCAAGAUCUUGUACUUUGAAUCGUGACGAAGGUUUAACCAGUGCUUUCAUCAUAGCCCACGAAUUAGCACACAUUUUGGGAUUGACUCACGAUGGGGAUAAAACAUCUGGAAAUUAUUGCGUGGAUGAAGCUUCACUUGGUAGCGUGAUGGCUCCUAUGGUUGCUGCAACUUUUCAUCAUUUCUAUUGGUCCACCUGUUCGAGAAGAGAAUUUCAUCGGAAAGUCAAACAAUGGCCUUGUUUGUUGAACCGACCUAACAUCGACAGUAAUAUUACACGAUUGGAUAUUAACGUACAAGAAAUGUUUACGAUGGAUGAACAAUGUCGAGUGGAAUUUGGUCAAGGUUAUCAUCUAUGUAAAAGUUUUGAAAUUCGUGAACCAUGUUCUCGUUUAUGGUGUGGCAAUUCAAACAUUUCUCAAAUAUGCAAAACUAAGAAAGGUCCACCAAUGGAAGGUACACUUUGUGGAAAAAAUAAAUGGUGUGUUAAUGGUCGCUGCGAAACAAUGGAUCGAGAAAGAACAAAUUUAGAACCAUUAUUUUCCAAUCCAAGAAAUGGAGGAUGGAGUGGUUGGAGUUCAUGGGGAAAGUGUAGCAGAUCAUGUGGCAUUGGUGUACAAUGUAGAUCACGUACUUGCAACAAUCCACGGUCAGCUUAUGGUGGAAAAUAUUGUAUGGGUCCUAACGAGGAUUGUAAAAUUUGUGAGACAACCAAAUGCUUGACAAACGUUGAUCUACGUGCUCAACAAUGUUCGAGAUUGAUCAGUAUUGUAGAUUUUAAAGAAAUAUCAUCGAAAUUGAACAUUACAUGGUUGGCUUAUGAACCAGAUGAAAUUCAAUUAAAAUGCCGAUUGAUUUGCCGUAGCAAAGAGACCGGAGAAAUAUUUUCGAGUAAAAAAAAUCUAAUGAAUGGGACUCCUUGUUCUUAUGGUUCUACGGACAUUUGUAUUCAGGGUGAAUGUAGACGUAUGGGAUGUGAUAAUAUUUUCAAUUCGGAUCAAAUAUUGGACAAUUGUGGUACUUGCAAUGGCAACAAUACUGAUUGUGAUAAUGUUCUUAAUAAAUUUCAACGUAAACUACGUCGAGCAAUGACACGUUUAACCGUAUUACCGCGAAAUGGUAUUAACAUGGAAAUGAAUGUUACAAUGUUAAAAACAUCAUUCGUACAUAAAAUCAAUGCAACGUUUGUUAUAAUGGAUGGUAAAAAACGUCGACACAAAGUCAACAAUUUUCAUAAGAAAAAUUACGAAUUAUUAGUAGUGGAAGGUACUGCUUUUCGAAUUCAGAUAGUUAGUAAUAACAAAUAUACAGUGAAAACUAGAGGAAUGGCUUUGGAUGACAUUAUCGUAUCGUUCGUGGUACCAUCAGAUGUUGUAAAAUCAGGUACAUCAAUUGCUGUAUCUUCACGGUAUUCGAUAAACCGUAAUGAAAGAAAUACAGACAAACGAUACUUGUGGAUAGAAGGUGGAUGGAAUUUUUGUUCUGUCACCUGUGGAGGUGGAAUACGUAGAAAAAUGAUUGCUUGUAAGGAUGAUAAAAGUGGAAAGAUUGUUUCUAGAAGAAAAUGUGCAUUUGCUCCGAAACCUUCUUUAAAAAUGGAAAUUUGUAACACACAAAGUUGCGAUUAUAAAUGGUUGCCAGGACCAUGGGAAACAUGUUCAACUACCUGUGGACAUUUUGGUAUUCAAACACGUCAACUUCAUUGCGUUCGUUCGUCCUAUAAUGAAAGUGAAAUAAUUAGUAGCAACGAAUUGGAAGCUUACAGAAUAAUAUUGAGACCAUCUUUGUGUAUGGAUCAUCAAAAACCAAAAAUUGAACAAGAAUGUAAUAGGGUAGCCUGUUAACAAAUUCUUAAUAGUCAUAUUUUCGAUUCCAUUUGUUACAAAGUAUUGCAAUUUAAAAGUCAAUACCAAUUCCAAUUGGGGACUUGUAUAUUUUUUGUUUAUAAUGCAAAUAAUAUCCUAUGAUUUAAUAAUAUCGAUUGAUGAAGAAUUUAUCAGGUAAUUAGGGGUCCGAUACACACGUCUUUAAGUUAAUUGCGAUUAUAAAUAAGGAUAUAAACUAUCCUAUCUUUGAAGUUGGAUGAAACUGCAUAUAGUGUGUCAAAUUUGAUUAAAAUCGGUUCAGUAGUUUAGGAGUUCAUUGCGAAUAAACAACAUGACGUGACGUAAUUUACAUAUAUAUAUAUAUAUAUUAAGAAAGAUGUAUUUAAAUAAUUGUUCAUUUAUAGGAUUCAAUAGAGAAAACUGUGAUCAAAGAAGUCAAUCAUAAUAUAUAUAUAUAUAUAUAAUACAAUUGUAAAGAUAAUUAUGUUUUUUUUGUUGUUGUUGUUUUUUUUACUAUAGAAUUUAAGUAUGAACUUUGAUAUUUUGUAUAUUUAUCUGAAAUAAUUAAAAUUGAUAAUGGACUAGGCUUUAUUCGUAUCUAAAGUAUACAUUAUACUGAUAACAUCGUUGAUUGCAAAUGAAUUAUUUAAUAAAAUGAAAUUUGUAUAUAAGCAAGAUGUUAUAUAGCAUUACAUUAAGAAAUAUACAUUACAUUAAAAAAUAUGUACUUCGGAUUGUUUAGUUUUAUUUUUCAUUUUUUUCUUUUUUUUUUUCAUUUUAACAUUUAUUCUAUCGAACCAUAUUUGUUCUAUUUCACGAUAUACGCAUCUAUGAUUUGAAAUGAACAAAAACAAUGAAAUCAUUGUUCGUCGAUAUUUACUAUACUAAUUUUCUUAAUAAUUUUCUUUGUUUUUUGCUGAAGAUAUUUGAUUUCUUAUUAAACUAAAUAAAAUCUUUGUUUUUUGUUAACUUGAUCAAUUUUUGUUUCGUACAUUCGGACACGAAUUGUAUUCUUGUACUUAUCUGACAUCAAUCUCGAUAUGUUAAUUAGAUAUAUAUAUAUAUAUUUAUAUAAUAUUAAUCUGAUUUUAAAGAUACGUGUAAAAUGUAAAAUGUAAUAAUAGACGUACAGAGAAAGCCAGUAAAAGAUAUGCUACUGACUAGAAGCUCGUAAACUUUUCGAUAAUUGUUUUUUUUUCCUGUUUUUUUUUUUUUUUUUUUUCUUAUGAAAAGUAUUUACUUAUUUCUAGUUGUA